CCGUCAGGGUGGCAUCUGGGCCAACCCGGUCCGGAGCCACCCGCUGCGGGGAUCCCGGCUAGCUCUGUGGCGCCGCCGCCUCUCCCCCCUUCCUCUUCCGCGUGGACUAUUCCACGCCACAGGUGUGCGCCGGAGUCCCGCGAGGAAGAGCUCACGUAGCGCGACGAGAGGGGGGGAACGUGACCCGCGAGGCGUGGCGCCCGCCCUCUCCAGGCGGCGGAGCUGCUCCCCGGCCGGCCCGGAGCGGCUCCUCCUUCCUGCGGCGAAGGGGCCGUGCUCCUCUCCUGCGCCGUCCACACAGCCCCGCGCUCUCUCCCUGCCCUUUCCUCAGUGAUUCCCCCCACCCCCGUGGUCCCACCCGCCUCGGGCUGGCGCCGAGAGGAGGGGGCGGGGUCGAGGCGUGGCGCGCUUGAGGCGGCGGGGAGCGGUGGGUUCGCGCAGCCGCUGCUACCUCCCGCUCCCUCAGCCCUCUCUCCACUCGCCCGCCGCCACGGGCGCGCCGCCCGCCGCGGCGGGGGGGAUGCCGACGCAGCGGGACAGCAGCGGCAACAGCACCAUGUCGGCUCCGGGCGGCGGAGGGGGCAGUCUCGGCGGGGACAGCGCCCACCAGGUCCGAGUGAAAGCCUACUACAAGGGGGACAUCAUGAUAACAUAUUUUGAACCUUCCAUCUCAUUCGAGGGACUGUGCAAUGAAGUUCGAGACAUGUGCUCCUUUGACAAUGAACAGCUUUUCACCAUGAAAUGGAUUGAUGAGGAAGGAGAUCCAUGUACAGUUUCUUCUCAGCUGGAGUUAGAAGAGGCCUUUCGGUUGUAUGAACUAAACAAGGAUUCAGAGCUUCUAAUUCAUGUAUUUCCGUGUGUACCAGAGCGGCCUGGUAUGCCUUGUCCAGGAGAAGACAAAUCCAUUUAUCGCCGAGGCGCCCGCCGGUGGCGAAAGCUCUAUUGUGCAAAUGGUCACACUUUCCAAGCCAAACGAUUUAACAGGAGAGCUCACUGUGCCAUCUGCUCUGACCGAAUAUGGGGUCUAGGUCGCCAGGGAUAUAAAUGCAUCAACUGCAAACUCCUUGUUCACAAGAAGUGUCACAAACUUGUCAAUAGCGAAUGUGGCCGUCAUACGCUACAACCAGAACCAAUAAUGCCUAUGGAUCCAUCAUCAGUGCAUCCGGAUAAUAUAGAAUCAGUGAUUCCAUACAAUCCCUCAAGUCAUGAGAGCUUGGACCACGUUGGUGAAGAAAAAGAGGCCAUGAGCAUUAGAGAAAGUGGCAAAGGUUCCUCCAGUCUGGGUCUUCAGGAUUUUGAUUUGCUCCGAGUUAUAGGAAGAGGCAGCUAUGCUAAAGUGCUGCUCGUUCGAUUGAAGAAAACAGAACGCAUUUAUGCAAUGAAAGUGGUGAAGAAAGAGCUCGUCAAUGAUGAUGAGGAUAUUGAUUGGGUUCAGACAGAGAAACAUGUCUUUGAACAGGCUUCAAAUCAUCCCUUUCUUGUUGGAUUACACUCUUGCUUCCAGACAGAAAGCAGGUUGUUCUUUGUUAUAGAGUAUGUAAAUGGAGGAGAUCUAAUGUUUCAUAUGCAGAGGCAGAGGAAGCUGCCCGAGGAGCAUGCCAGGUUUUAUUCUGCUGAAAUCAGUCUAGCAUUGAACUACUUGCAUGAACGAGGGAUAAUCUACAGAGAUUUAAAACUAGAUAAUGUGCUACUAGAUUCUGAAGGGCACAUUAAACUCACAGAUUACGGCAUGUGCAAGGAGGGUCUGAGGCCUGGUGACACAACCAGCACAUUCUGUGGGACUCCAAACUAUAUUGCACCUGAAAUUCUCCGGGGAGAGGACUAUGGCUUCAGUGUAGACUGGUGGGCACUCGGGGUACUCAUGUUUGAGAUGAUGGCAGGCCGCUCACCCUUUGAUAUUGUUGGGAGUUCUGACAAUCCAGAUCAGAACACAGAAGAUUACCUUUUCCAAGUCAUUUUGGAAAAACAGAUCCGGAUUCCCCGAUCCCUCUCUGUUAAAGCAGCAGGUGUUCUGAAGAGUUUCCUUAAUAAGGAUCCGAAGGAACGUUUAGGCUGCCAUCCUCAAACAGGAUUUGCAGACAUCCAGGGACAUCCCUUCUUUCGCAAUGUUGAUUGGGAUCUGAUGGAGCAAAAACAAGUGGUGCCUCCAUUUAAACCAAAUAUAUCUGGAGAAUUUGGUCUGGAUAACUUUGAUUCUCAAUUCACCAAUGAACCUGUGCAGCUCACUCCAGAUGAUGAUGAUAUUGUGAAGAAGAUUGACCAGUCUGAAUUUGAAGGCUUUGAAUAUAUAAAUCCUCUUUUGAUGUCAGCUGAGGAAUGUGUCUGAAUUCUCCAUUUCUGAACUGUGCCAAUUGCUACUCUGUUUCUGCAUGGAUAAAGAUCUCUUCAUUUGGAUGCACUUGCAUAAAAAGAGUAACUGAACACCACCUUAUCCUUGCCACCUAGUGUGAAUUACUAAUUUUCUUUUUGUAUAAAUUGUCACCCAGGACAGUUGUUAACACUUGGAACCUCGGGCUGCCAGACUGAAAAUACUUAAACCUUCCCUAGUCUUGCCAAACUUGAAUUUCAACCUAGAAAUUGGUCUCUGGGGCUCCUGGCUAAACAAUGGGCCUGGCUAUAUCACCUGCCAAUACAGCAUUCUGAUAAAGGAAAGUUUUCUUACAGCUUUAAGAAUAUAAAUUGCAUUAGGAGAUGUAAUAAAAUACCAUUAAAGGACUUCCAAUUUUUUCAGCAAGACAGGUAAGACCGUAUGACUUUUGUAGUUCUAAGUCUCUUCUCUCUAAACAUCUCAUUUCCCUGUUCUUCUGGACUUAGAAGUUAUUGCCCUUGAGAUUGGAAUGACAGCAAGGGGAGCAGGUUUUUAAACAGAAUAGGUCAGGAAUGGCUGCUUUCAUGGUGUGUGAUGGUCCUGUCUAAAAGGAGAUUAUUAACUUAAUGUGAAAGUCUUUGCUCUGAAAUGAUACCCCAGGAAUUGUACGCUGAUACUCAGAGUGCCUUUCUGAGGCUCUUUCAGUGAGUGUUGUACCUGGUACGUACAGGUUAAAUAAAUAGAAUUCAAUUACUACUUUAAAAAUUAAAAUCAAUAGUGUAAUUUAGCAAUAAUGGGCAGCUAAUAUUGAUGGAUGUAGAACCUCAUACUCUUAUUUAUUGCUUCUACACUGGUUGUCUUAACUCUAUCAGAACUGCACACGUUACAGCUAUGGCCUAGGUAAGGGCACUUGUUUCCUUUCUUUUUUUAAUCUUACUGCCAUACUGUUGUAAAUGUAUUCAACUUUGUCAGUGGAAAAAGCACAUCAAGGAAAAAGAUAAGUGCUGUCCACAAUGACUCCCUUAACUUUUCCACUUAGAUGUGGUUUGUAAUCACAAACAAACUUUACGUGUUGGUAGUAAAGUUAAUAGAAAAGCAAUUGGAGUAAAUUGAAAGACCAAUUCAAACUAGGACUUUUGGGAGUGUAAUUAUGACAUUUCGUGUUAGUAAACAGUGUAAUAUGCAGCACAAUUCUUAUUUUUAAUGUUUAAGGAAUAGUUUUGAAUGUCUUAGGCUCAAGAAAUGCCAAAUGUACCACUUCUGUUUCUUAAUUAUUUUAGGGAAAAGGGAUUAAGAGACAUUGAAGAAAAUCUGUUACAUGAAUUAAGAGCUGAAAGGCAAGCUAAGCAUUACUGAAGGUAGAUCUGUAAGCACAAGUUAGCAAACAUUAUCUGAAGCUUUUAUUAAGACUUCUGCUUGGUCAGUGUCUACUUGAAAAUCCUUGUAUGACAACACUAAAUUCAUAGCACAAAUCUUAUGAUGUAUGUUUCUUCACUUACAUGUUGGUCUCGAGGAGAAAGAUUGCACAAGUACACAGUAGUGUCAUGACACAGUGUUGAGUUCCUAUUUUCUUUGCAACAUAAAUAGGAAACUCUUAAAUUCUGGGAUGAGUUUUCAGAACUGGGAGGUGAUUGGAGGGGCAUUAGUUUCAGGGAAGCAUUGAACCUCCACACUGUUAAAAAUCAGGUUCCCUUAAACUCAAGUUGUGUGUUUUCAAAUGUAAAAUGUCGGAGCAAGCCUUUUUUUAAAGAGCAGCUAAUGACUUCACAUUUAGUCCAUGUCAGAUGAGCUGUAUGCAGUUGUUGUGACUGUUAGCUUCUGACUUGUACACUCACAUGACUAGUUUAGGCAUCAGGACUUAACCUCCAAAUGUAACGUUAAUUAGUUAAAGCAAACAAGAAAAGCCUUGUCUCUGUAGUGGGUUAAUUUCAUAUGGAGUAUUAAGUGAAAUGACUCUUUCUUCCUUUGUAAGGAAGGGUGUUUCUGUGAUUCAUUACAGAAGAGUAGUGGAGUAAAACACUUGUCUUUUGUGCUUAAAGCAAAAGUUAUUUUCUUUUUUAAUAAUGUCACAGAAAAGAUAUCUUUUCUAUUUAUGUAUCUAACGUUAUGAAUGUUGCUAAGUGACAAACAUCUUAAAUGACUGCAAAUCCAUUUUCAAACUUUCGUUUUUUCCAAAGUGCCAUGAUAUCAACAGUUCUUUUUUGUUGUUAAGCAUGUAGCAAUUGUCAUAUUCAGAAGGGACAGGGGGUAUAAACAAUCCCCUGCAGUAGGCUUUGUCUUUUGGAGAAAGUGUCUGCAUCAAAAGCAUGAUGUAUUUAUGUGGAGUGACCUCCUUUUUGUAUGCAAGUUGGAUUCUCAUGGGUGCUCUGCUAGUUAAUAUUGUCACUACUGUUUUCCUGGUUUGUAUGGAAUAUGGUCUUGAAUGUUGUUGUAUAAUCAUUCCCUUUAUUUGUGCACACUUUUUACUUUAAAUAAAACAUUUGUAUUAGG
This is a messenger RNA of Colius striatus (speckled mousebird), 4798 nucleotides long. It is a transcript of the gene PRKCI, whose product is annotated as protein kinase C iota. Gene Ontology annotation, molecular function: protein binding; diacylglycerol-dependent serine/threonine kinase activity; ATP binding. The transcript is spliced from 18 exons. The record is from RefSeq and is a predicted model, not a curated record. The coding region runs from base 521 to 2326 and encodes 601 amino acids. Gene Ontology annotation, biological process: protein phosphorylation. NCBI's taxonomy places the organism in Eukaryota, Metazoa, Chordata, Aves, Coliiformes, Coliidae.